GUUACUCAGGAGGAGAAAAGGAAUACCCUAUGAGGUUAGCAGACUAAACCCUAAAAGGGAUUUAGCACCCUGAAGAAGAGAGGCAUUCUAAGUUAUGGUUGGAGGAAGGGGUUGAGAGGAGAGACACCAUGAAAACAUUGUGGGGGAUCAGAGGAGAGACACCACGUGGGGAGUCAUAAUGGGGAGCUGAGAAGAGAGACACCAUGAGGGUAGAAAGUCAUAAUGACUGCCCCAAGGGGUUCAGCAAAGAUGGCAUGGGUCAUAAGCAGAUUUAUAAGGGACCACUGUAGCAAUGUUUGGAGAUGCCCAUCACCAGAAGGUUGACCAUCAGGGGAUGAAUUUGUUUUGGCCACAGCAAGUCAUGAAUGCCAUCUACUAAGGCACAGAACUAUUGACAUAUUGAACGUAUUUGAGAUAGACCUAUGACCAUUUUCAUCAUUCUCUUCUGCAAGUUCUCCAAAAUCUUAAAAGUGUGAUGUCCUCAAAUGGACCUGUCAUUUUAAUUGAGAUCUGACUGUAAAAGACUAAUAAGAUAUGGACACAUGCUGAUUAAAAGAAUUUCUUACAACCCGUAUUAGUGCUUUAUGAAGAUGGGAUUUGGAAGUGACCUGAAGAAUUCACAUGAUGCACUGUUAAAAUUGCAAGAUUGGGAAUUAAGACUCUUGGAAACAGUAAAGAAGUUUAUGGCACUGAGAAUAAAAAGUGAUAAAGAAUAUGCAUCUACUUUACAGAAUCUCUGCAAUCAAAUUGAUAAGGAAAGUACUGCCCACAUGAAUUAUGUUAGCAAUGUAUCCCAGACUUGGCUACUAAUGAUUCAACAGACAGAACAGCUUAGCAAAAUAAUGAAGACACAUGCAGAAGACCUUAACUCUGGACCAUUACAUAGGCUCACUAUGAUGAUCAAAGACAAGCAGCAAGUGAAGAAGAGUUAUAUAGGUGUUCACCAGCAAAUUGAGGCAGAUAUGUUCAAGGUCACAAAGACAGAAUUGGAGAAAUUAAAAACAAGCUAUAGGCAAUUAAUAAAAGAAAUGAAUUAUGCCAAAGAGAAAUAUAAAGACGCUUUGGCUAAAGGGAAAGAAACAGAGAAGGCAAAAGAUCGUUAUGACAAAGCUACAAUGAAACUUCAUAUGUUGCAUAAUCAAUAUGUAUUGGCUUUGAAAGCAGCUCAACUUCAUCAGCAUCAGUAUUAUGAUAACACACUUCCUCAACUCUUGGAUUCAUUACAAAAAAUGCAAGAAGAAAUGAUAAACGCAUUAAAAAGUAUAUUUGAUGAAUACAGCCAGAUUACCAGUCUUGUUACAGAGGAAAUAGUCAAUGUCCAUAAAGAGAUUCAGACAUCAGUUGAACAGAUUGACCCUAGCACGGAAUACAACAAUUUCAUAGAUGUUUACAGAUCACCAGCUAUUGAGGAGCAAGAAAUUGAGUUUGAUGCUUCUUUACUUGAAGAAAAUGAAAGUCUUCAGGCUAAUGAGAUCAUGUGGAAUAAUUUAACAGCAGAGAGUUUGCAAAUAAUGUUGAAAACUGUUGAAGAAGAAUUGAUCCAAACACAACAGAUGCUUUUAAAUAAGGAGGAAUUAGUCCUGGAACUAGAAAAGAGUAUUGAAGAAUCUUCUAAGACCUGUGAAAAGAAGUCUGAUAUUGUGCUUCUGCUGAGCCAGAAACAGGCACUAGAAGAACUAAAACAGUCAGUCCAGCAGUUAAGAUGUGCUGAGGCAAAGUUCACAGCACAAAAAGAACUCCUUGAACAAAAGGUGCAAGAGAAUGAUGGAAAAGAGCCACCUCCUGUCUUCAAUUAUGAAGAAGAUGCUAGAUCUGUUACAUCUAUGGAAAGGAAAGAAAAGUUAUCCAAAUUCGAGUCACUUCGGCACUCCAUUGCUGGGAUGAUUCGGUCUCCCAAAUCUAUGUUGGGCUCUUCAUCAUGCACUCCAUCGAAAGUAGGAGAGAAACCUUGUACUUCCUCUAAAAAGUUCUGUGAUGUAAUAUCAGCAUGUGACAAGCCAUUGGUAGAACAGGAUUGGUACCAUGGUGCAAUUCCAAGAAUAGAAGCACAGGAACUCUUAAAGCAACAAGGAGACUUCUUGGUUCGGGAGAGUCACGGGAAACCUGGUGAAUAUGUCCUGUCUGUGUUUUCAGAUGGACAACGAAGACACUUUAUUAUACAGUUUGCUGAUAAUCUAUAUCGAUUUGAAGGAACUGGAUUUACAAACAUUCCUCAACUUAUAGAUUAUCAUUAUACAACAAAGCAAGUCAUAACUAAGAAAUCAGGUGUAGUCCUGCUGAACCCUGUAGUUAAGGAUAAGAAAUGGGUUCUUAGUCAUGAAGAUGUCACAUUGGGAGAACUACUAGGCAAGGGUAAUUUUGGUGAAGUGUAUAAGGGAACAUUAAAGGAUAAAACUCCUGUUGCUGUAAAAACUUGUAAAGAAGAUCUUCCUCAGGAACUGAAAAUAAAAUUUUUACAGGAGGCCAAAAUACUCAAACAAUAUGACCAUCCUAAUAUUGUCAAGCUUAUAGGAGUUUGCACACAAAGACAACCUAUCUACAUCAUCAUGGAACUUAUUCCGGGAGGUGAUUUCCUUUCCUUUUUGAGAAAGAAGAAAGAUGACAUAAAACUCAAACAUUUAGUGAAAUUUUCAUUAGAUGCUGCUUCUGGUAUGGCGUAUCUUGAGAGUAAAAACUGUAUACACAGGGACCUUGCUGCAAGAAACUGCUUGGUAGGGGAAAAUCAUAUUCUAAAAAUCAGCGACUUUGGAAUGUCUCGUCAAGAAGAUGGUGGCAUAUAUUCAUCUUCUGGCUUAAAGCAAAUUCCCAUCAAAUGGACUGCUCCAGAGGCCCUCAAUUAUGGAAGAUACAGUUCUGAAAGUGAUGUGUGGAGCUUUGGUAUCCUUUUGUGGGAAACUUUCAGUUUAGGAGUCUGUCCAUAUCCUGGGAUGACCAAUCAACAUGCCCGGGAGCAAGUGGAGCAAGGAUACCGGAUGUCAGCUCCUCAGAAGUGUCCGGAAGACAUUUAUAAAAUAAUGCUGAGGUGUUGGGACUACAAACCUGAAAACCGCCCCAAGUUCAGCGACCUUCAGAAAGAGCUAUUAAACCUCAAGAAAAAAGUGACAUAGGGAUGAAGUUAUGCCAGAUACCAUCUACAAGACUCUGUUUCCCAACAAAGUAAUAUUUUUUCCCUCAUACAAAAUAAGUUUAUACUACAUUACCUGCAGUAGUCUAGAGUUACUUUUUUAAAUUAAUUGGGUUUUUUAACGUGACAAUUUGAAAAUGUCCUGAGCAUAUGCAUUUAAAAAAUGGACUAUUCUGCCAAGUGCUGCUUAGCCAAUCACAGCUCUUCUGCUGUACCUGGCCAUUAUCCAUGGAAAAGCACAGCCUAUAAAUGUAAGGGAUCAUGGAUCCUAUCUGUUUGACAUGGAUUAGCUACUAUUGAUAUUGCAUCGUUCAUAGUUUGCUCAAUUCAUAGUUUGCUGCCUUAAGUCACAGAGAUCUAAUACAUUGGUGCUAUAAUCUUAAAUGGUGGUGCAUAAUUGGCAGACACAUUCCAGCACAACCUUAUUUAUCUCAUGACUGGGGCAAGAUUAUAUUUUUAGAAUAUUUUCCCAAACUUCUAUUUUCUUAAUAGCUGGCAUCACUUCAGUUGUCAAGGUUUGAAAAUGCAAAAAUUUCUUCUUUAAAAAAUAAUACACUACUACAUUUUACAUUUGAAAAUAUUUGGACUAUUUUUUUUUUUAAGUAUAGUGACCAACACAUCUGAGUCACCACACAUUCACUUUAUCAGUAAAUUUUUUUUUCCCUAUCACCCUAUCUCUCUUUGAUAAAAUCAACAGAAACCUUUGCAUAUAGUUUUCUUUAAGAGCAUAAGCCAGAGUUUUAGCAACUACUUUUGAAUGAAUACUUAAAAAGCUGCUAUCCAAUAAUAGGAAUAUCUACAAAAGAUAAUGACCUAAAAAAUGCAGUCCAGUAAUAAUGAUGAAAGUGGUGAAUGAAAAGAAAUAGAAAAUUGAACCAGUAUCUUUCUAACUUUUUCCUACCUGAUCUUUGUCAAUGUUACAAUCUAAACUGUUGUCAUAAAGGACCAUAGAAAUGUAUCAGUAUCAUAGAUUUCAUAGAAUCAGCAAGAGGCUCAUUUUUAAAGAAAUAACAAAGUAUAUAUCCAUAAAACUUGCAGAUUAUUUUCUUCUUAAUCUCUUUGAUCUUGAUGGAAGUAUCUCAGAAUUUUAGUUCUAGCCAGAUGCUCCAGCUGUUGGUAUUUCAUAAUUUUAGUUUUUACAUGCAUUUGCAGACCCAAGUGCAUACACAGACAUGAGCAUACACAGAGAGAUAUAAUUGAGAAGAUACAGAUUCAGAGACUACAAAAAAAAAUAUUCUAAAGAGAAAAGCUUUUGUGAACAUCUCUUCUACCCCAUGCCAUGAUCACUGGUCAUACUGACAAUUAGAAAUUAGCUUUCUGGUAGAAGACCAUGUUUCUGAGACCCUCAAUAUAUGCAUAAAAGUGAUGCAGAGGUAAGACUGGGGCUCAGUGGCUCCUUUGUCUCUAGCUUUGUCCAGUUAAUUACAACUCAUUCGAUUUAUCUAGAUGACCUCAGCUGUUCUUUUAGAUGAUGAAUAAGUGUGUGUGUGUGUGUGUGUGUGUGUGUGUGUGUGUGUAUUAGGAGAGGUUUGAAGUGGCAGUAAUUGUGGUCAGGAGUAAGUGCUGGCAUGAUAAAACUGAAAAUACCCACACUUAUUCCUGAUGAUGUUGCUUGUUUCUGAUAAGUUUAAAUUCUAGGUAUUUUGGUUCCACAUCAGUUUAAAAAAGGUAACCGAUUCCUCUCACCCUUUUCAACUGUUUGGUGCCUGUUAUUGCACAAGAACUAAGCACAGAAUUUUAAAGAAUGAAAGAAAUGACACUUAAAAGAAAAUUCCCUCUAUUUAUCAUUCUAGUCUUCCUGUAAAAAUAUCUUUUAAAUAUAUUGGUUACUAUAUUUAAGUAAAAGUGAAAAUAUAAUCAAUUUAGUCUUAAUGAUUUAUGUUUAAAGAAAAAUGUCCUUUUAAUCCUUUUUUUUUUCAGUACAAUCAAAUGACAUAAAUAAAUUGAGCAUUUUGUUGAUAUCGUAUAGAUGUGUGCUAGAUAAUGCACAGAAAUUUACAAGGAAAGAAAUAAACUAACAGUGCAUUUUAGGAUCCCAGAAUUUAGAGUCAAGAGGCAUCAUGUAGAUUGACUACAGCUCCCUCUUUUUUAUAGAUGAAAAAAACAGGCUCCAUGAAGUGACUUGUCACAGAUCACCAAAUGGAAGAAACUAGCUUUGUGUCCAAGUCCUUUAUUUCUUUCCACAUUUAUCUCAAUCAGAGAGUCCUAUGUCAUACUUUAAUGUGUUACAUGGCAUUUUUCACAAAAUGAUGGUUUUCAUAAAAGAUAGACUAGUAGCAGUUUCUCUUACUGGUCGUAAUUCCCCAAAAGAAUUUCUUUUCUUGUAAUAUUCUUUUUUUUUUUUCUGUGAAAGAAAAUAUACUCUGAUUAUUUAACAAACCUUAAUGGUAACCACUUGGUUAGGAGAUAGAUUGUUUGGGUUUUAAUUUUCUAAGCAGCACUAGGAGUAUAAUAUUAAAAAUUGGUGUGAAAACACAAAAGUUGCAGCAAUAUUUUUCUUAUCUAGGUUGUUAAAAUUUGAAGUCUACAUCCUAUUUAAAUUAAAAGACAUGAGAAAGCUUUUAGCAUUUAGAUUCCAUUUUGUCUUUCAUCCUAAAGAAGACAGUGGUUCCAUUCAAGAUCAAUAACUCUUAGGGAGAUUUUCAGUAUUAAAUCAGUUAUAUAGAAUGUAAAAUUUAAUGUAGUCAAAUAUAUUUUUAAAAUUUUAAGCAAACCAUUUUUAUGCCACAAAUUUUGUUGCAUUUGACAUGUAUUUUUCUUUCACCGAUAACUUUUAGAAUUAUGUGCUUUAAGAGACUAAUCCAUACCAAAAGCAAGAAUAUAAAAUUUGUUUAUGAAAGGGGGAUUCUACAGAAGAGCACAAAACACUAUGAUUUAUUUGUUCAAUGAGAAAAACAGAGCAUUAAAGAGCCCAAAUUAGCAUUGCAAUCUGCUUUUCCAUUCUUCUUGGUGGUGUUUGUAAUUGCUAGGUCAAAAGUUUUAUGUUAUUACUGGAUUAGUUUAAGGGUUGGAUAUGAUUUUUUUUUUUUUGUACAGAUCUUUCUUUAUAUGAUUCCUUGGAUUUACUCCUAAUUAAUGGAUGUACAACAAAAUCAAGUAGUCUCUGACUUGAAUUCUUUCAUUUAGAAAUCUUGAGCUUUUUAUUAAAAUGUUUAAGUAACCUCUAAUUUUAUCAACCAAAGAAUUCCUAGAGUGACAAAUACUUGCUGCAUGCAAAAAAUAGAUUUUGGUUUUCUGUGGAGUUGAUGGUUAUAACCUCAAAGCAACAUAUUCCUUUUGGGGGAUUGGAGGUAAGCAAUUACCAGGUUUUAUUUGAACUUUCAAAAACAAAGACUUUUUGUCAGUUCUCCCAAAACUCUCUAAUGAAGGUAUUUUUCAUUUGCUUUUUAUAAAUUCACCAAAUUUAGUUACUUGGUAAAAAUGCCUUAGUCUUGGUAAGAAAUUCCCCAACUUUAUCACAGUUUCACACUAGGUACAGUAUUAAAAUGCCCUGUUUACAAACCAAUAUAGGCUUUGAGCUAGAAAAGAAAUGUUACAUUUUUAUGGUCUGAAUUUUACAAUUUAAAAGUAAAAUUUUCCCAUUUGGAAGAGCUAAAGCAAACUUUAUAAAAUGAAAUAGUUUUUAAUUUUCUUUGAACCAUAAGAUAUUUUUUCUGUGAAACUUAAUCUGUGUUUCAAUCUUACAAAAUAGUUUUAUGUGUAAUUUUGGCUAACACCACUAAUAUUAUGAUGUCACCAAAUUCUUAAGAAUACUGUUGUUUGGCUGUGUAUCAAGAAAAAAGAGAACCAUUGAUAAUUCAUGCCUCACCCCAAGGAUCUCAUAACUGGAUGAGUACAAAAGAAAUAGUAAGGAAACAAUUCAUUUCCAAAUCAUCUAUCAUUGUUAUUUCUAGUGUAGCUUACCUAUUUAAGAUUGGUUCUUGUAAAUUUUCAGAUGUUCUAAGUAUGUUACUAAGACUUUUGUGUGAACUAUUCCUAUCAUAAUGAGAUUAAUUGAAAAUAUUUCAAGAAACAUAAUUUGCUCCAUUCCCCAUGUACACCUCACCACAGCUCUAAUUUAAAUAUUUCUUAUGAAUAGAGUUGUCACCAGCAGCAGGUAGUAGUGCCUGGAUCAUGAAAGUGUAGGCUUUGAUCUUUAAGAAGUUACAGCACUCUUGCAGAGAAUAUGUUGUGAAAAAGGACAACAAAGGGACAAAAAGCGAAAAUAGAUAUUUACAUAUUAAUAUCUUAUUAAUAAGUGAAGUGAGAAAUUUUCAAUAUACAGAUGGAUUUCUGUUCUAUAUUUUUGGCUCAGCUUGAAAGUUCACUAUUAAAAUAAAGUUGUCAUUCCCUUUAUUAUCAAUUACAUGUUGCUAAAACACACCAGAGUUGUUUUAUUUAACAGUCUAAUUUUCUUUCUUUUCCUCAGUGUUAGUUAAUUUAUUCUAUAGUCUGUAAUCUGAAUAUUAGAUUCUUUGGAGAACUAAAAUAAUUUAUUUCUUUCUGCAAAGGAAAUGUUCAAAAACUUCCCAACCCAGCGUCUUCUUGAAGAAAAUAUUGAUAAAAAUUUACAAGGAUUUCAUAAAUUUCUUUACAAAACUGAAACAUAUUACCAAUUAGACAUAAUUAUUACUUAAAAAGUAUUCAGAGUAUAUAUUGUAGGCCUAAAUCAAUUAAAGGGAAUAGUUUGUUACCUUGAAAACCAUAUUGUUACCUUCUCUGUAAUGCAAAGAUUAAACAUAGAUAUUUGUAGUCAUUUUAAACCACACAGAAGUAAUAAGCUCAGUUGACAAUUAUUUUACUGAAUAAAAGAGGGGGGAAAGGAAAUCAUUUUCUACAAAGACAGUUUGGGGAAGAAACAGUUAUUUCAUUCUAAGAUGAUACAGUCCUGUAGAUAUCAUGAGAAAUUGAAGGGAACCCAAAAUAGAGAAAACACCAAUAAAAAGCCAUUGGGAAGAAGUACCAUUGACCACUGGAACCCAAAGAAACAAAAUAGAUUACCUACUACCAUGUGGCCAUCAGCUAAAGGACUUUCAUCUGUGACUGAAAUAAUAAUAUGUCCAUAUCUCAGAAAUUUAAAAAAUGCUAAAAACCUAGGAGCUCAUUUUCAUGGUCUAAUAUCAUAGGUAUUCCAGCAUAGAUCCAAUCUUGUCACUCCCAGCUCUGUAGGAACUCCCUGGAGUCAGCAAUCAUAUCAGUAAUCUCAUCAGGGUCCCAAAGAGCUACUGUUUAUUUACAGCAACCCCUAUUAACACCAAUUGGCUAUUGUUAACCAACUCAUGUUCCAGACUUAUAUUUUACUCUGUCAUACCCUGUUCUCAGAAGCCACAAUGUCAACCAGAUGGUCUGGCCAGUCAGCAAACAAGAUAACAGCGUAACACAAUUCUCUAUGCUAAUAAUGACUGCUGUAGAAACUUAGAAGCAUCUCAGAGACUCUCAUGAUGCAUCAAGAAAGAGAAUGAUGAAAAAGGAAAUGUGUGUAGAAAUAAAGGAUAAUGAUAGCAGAACUUAGAGAAAAUUACAAAAGAUUUAAAUAUUCAGAGUCAAAGGCAUUGAUGCAGUGACAGAUGCAUAAAUGCAGUGGUGAAAUAGAAGGAAACCCCCAGAUUUCAGAAGAGUUGUUUGGAAGAGACUCCCACUUUGAAUUAUUCUUUCUUAACUCUCUUGUCUCCAUAUCUACAGAAAGAUUAAAAAACUCAGUGGGUUUAUCCUUUUCAUCUUAUUUCUUAAAAACUUCCUCUUUGUAGUGUAAUUGGUUUUUAAAAGAAGGCAUUAGAUUGAUUUAGAUCUGAUUUUCUUUCUGCUUUCCAUUAAACUUGAGUUAAGAUUUUCAGUCUAUUGAAUUGGAAUUAACUCCUUGUCUUUUUGUUUUUUCCCAUAAUGCUCCUUUCUUUAAUUUGUAGUUUAGAUCCAUUCACCUGGCAACUAAGUUAAAAAAAAAAAAAAAAAGGCUGGAAUUUCCUGAGGGUCAGAUUUUUUUUUGGCUAUAUAUGAAAGAUCUGUAAUAAUGAGGGUCACAAUUCAUAUCUGACUUACAAAUUCUAGGUAGUUACCUGAAGCACAGAAAGAUUAAGGACUUUCCCAGGGUCACAUAGGCAAUUAAGGUCAAAGACAGGAUUUUAAAUUGUGUCCCAAAUUGCAAGCCAGCCCUCUGUUCACUAAUCUAGUAUUCCUUUGCAUUUGGCUCAUGUUGAAGCUAAAGAAGGCUUUCUGGUGUCUUUACCUGUCCCUGAUAAGGAAUCCACCCUGAUUAGACAUUUCUUCCUUAAAAACAAAACAAAAAACCAUAGAAACCAAGGCAUUGAAAUACAUAACCAGAUUUUCCUUCAAUAGUCUUCUUUGGACACAGAAUUCAAAUCAAAUUCUGAGAAUCAUAGAAGAAAUCAAGAUUUGUAUUCUAUGUUUCACAAGUGUUAUAUGAUAAAGUGAAACAAUCAAUUACAAUAAUUACAUUGAUACAAUAAAGGAUACUAUAUGAAAGAAGUACUGUAUGAGAGGUACUAUGCUAGAUUCUAAUUUCUUUAAUUUGUCUUUCUGGCUUUUGUCUUGACCUUUAGUUAAUGACAUUUCCCUUUCAAGAUUUCAUUUUUUAACAUCUGCCUAGUUGAACAAGGACUAAUCUUAACAUUUUGCCAGUUGUGAAGGUUUUCUCUGUUUUUCUGAAGUCCCUUUCUGACUAGCAGCUGCCAAUCCAUCAAUUUAUCAGUCUCUGUGUUCCUAGUACUUGACUGCCUUGUAUACAAUAGAUACUUAAAUGUUUGCUGAAUUAAAUGAAAUUAUUAUGUAUUAAGCAUUUGUUAUGUGUAAGGUCCAAGCUAAUUGCAGUUGAGUGUACCAAAGAAUCCAAGAUUCAGUCUAAUAUAAUUGGGGAGGUAGGAGAUGAACACAGAAAUAGAAACAUACAAAAUAGUAAAUAAUAAGUGCAAAAUGAAUGAGGAAACAGAGAUUACCUUGGAUAAGAAAGAUCUGGGAAUCUCUCAGUUGUGUUUCCUUUGGCCAGAAGGCUAGCAGGAUUAGGUUGUAAAUUGACUAAAAUUUGAAAUCGCUAAAAAUAAAAGAAAAUUGCUUUAAACUAUUAUGCAAGAUUUAUUCCCAGCUCCGCAUACCUUUCCCACUCAGUAUUUUCAAUGUGUUUUUUUUUCCCCCCCUACCAUAAGUAAACGUCUAAUGUUAUCUCUGCGGUCAAUCAUUUUGUAGAAUUCGGAAGUAAUAGCAGCAUAUACAAAGCUUUAAUCUCAAAGGAAGCCAACUUACUUAGAAUUGCAAAUGAAGAAGUAUCAUUUUGAAAUGUUACUCAGUUAAAAUACUGUGACUGAGUUCUCUAAACCAAAUAUUCUUGGUCCCCAAAGAAGCAAAAUGUUAUAAGCUAAACUAAUAUAUCAUUUCCUCCAAAGUAGUUUCUAAAUAGAACAACUGGGAAAGCAGGAUUUUUGUUCUCUGAUAGGGAGGGAAGAUGUCAGUGAAGGAGGAUCAAGGUAGGAAAAAAUGGAAGAUUGCUUCAAAGCUCAAAACAUGACCAAAAUAGAUCCAUACUUUCCAAGUGGAAACAUUGUAACAAAAAUUAGACCAUUAGUCCAAUCAUGUCAUCUAUGCCUUGUUUCUAAGACAUACAUGAAAGAAUCAUGAGAAGGGACUGAUGUUGAACACAUAAAUGUGAAAACAAACUACAAAAAAUUCACAGGUCAAAUGACAUGGCAUAAGGAUAUGAUGUUAUAUUUGCAUUGUCUGAGUUUAUAGAAGAAAGCUAUUCAAGUCCCUAAACCAUUAAUUAAUAGUUCCUUUUUCAUUAAAUUUUUUUCACUAAAUAUUCAUACCCUUGGGGGGUUCCAUUUUUGAGUUCUCUGAAAAAUCUUUUUAAAAGAAAAAACAAUUUUCAAUGAACACUCAUAAAUAAGUCAUUAAUGUAAACUCAAGACACCUAUAAUUAGCUAACCAAGGGCAGGAGAACAAGAGAUCCUAUUUAGAGUCUGUAAUUUCCAUAAGCAUUUGUAAUAAGAUCUCCCUGCAUAAAUCUGAGAGUACUACAACCUAAUCCUUGGAUGAAGAUGAGAGUGGAAGAGUAGAACAACAUUGGUUGGGAAUUUAAUUUGACAAAUUGUGUAUUGAUUGAAUGCAAUUUAAUCUACAUGGUAAACCUAGUGUUAAGAAAUCUCAGUCUGUUUGAAAUGGUAGCUGAUAAGGUGCCCUGAGCCAUCUAAUAACUGUAACUAUUUCCCUCAUAAUACCAUUCCCUAGACUCAUAGUAGCAAUUAGUUAAGUCCUGGCCCCCAGUGGUUUUAAUUACCUUGUAUCAAGGACAGCCAAAAGACCAUUUCAGCAAAAGUUUGUUUUCUAUAACUGCACCCAGGAUGUUCAAUGACUCACAUCCUUAGUAUGCUGAAAAUAUACAUCUUUGUAUAUUAAUAUUACAAUAUUGUACAAUUAAUUUGACAAAAUUUUUACACUUAUUCUUGCUGUUAAAAUGUUGGUUCUAUUAGAUUUAGUAAUGUGCUAAAAAAUCAGAUAAUUAUAAAUCAAAGUACAGACAUGAGGUUGUACAGUCAGAAACAGAAGGUGCCAUUUCAGAUUCAGUAGUGACAAUAAGCUUAAUUCACUUCUUAGUGAACUCCAUGCAAAAAUGUGUUUUUCCCAUUCCCACUGAUUUGCUGAAAGAAUGUAUGAAUCCAAUAAUCAAAAACAUUUUAACUAUUUCCACUUCUCUGUAUUUGAUGCAAGCUAUUAAGGGUUAAUAUGAAAAUAAGUUCUUUAGUCGGAUAUCCUUAAAUUUUGUGAUCCUAAAAUUAGAUGAUAUGAUUAUAAAAUGGAGUUUUUGUUUUGGUUCUGAAAACCCAGUAUAUCCUAAAAUAGUAGGGCUCUGAUAAAGCGAGUUAAAAAAAAUAGAUAUGUAUUUUGAAGACACUAAGCUACAAUGUGGAAGGCCCUCUUUUUAGUCCAUUGAACUAACUAUAAAUUGAAGUAUAAAAGUACAAAAUGUAGCCAGACCAUUCAAAUUUUUAAUGUGCCAGGCCCAUCAGUAAAGAGGUAGUUUGGGACAGGCUCAUGAAUAAUAGGUAUGGAAAAAGGAUUUUUCUAUUUUGUUUUAUUUACUUAUUUCUCUGUAGAAGGUAGAAAGCCUGAAGGUAUAUGGUGUCAGCAUAUAUGCCAUUUGCCUUUGUCCACCCCCAGCUUUGAGGAUAGCAAGUGCUAUUAUGAUUUGUGACUUUUAAAUGUAGCUAGAAGUUUCAUGGUUUUUUCCCCCCAUAUUGUGACAAAAGUAUGUUCCCAUGACCUUAAGAGCAAGUAAAGCACCUUUAUUGCUUUUUGUUGUUGUUUAAAAAUAAUAUAUUUGUGAAACAGAUAAUAUAGAACACUGGAAAUGGGUGCUUCUUCUAGCAAGUGUGAAAAGACAGUGUCUUAUUAGGUUCAUUUGGCUCUUUAAAACAAUAUGAAAAUGAAUGAUUCUUAAGGAUGUAAAGCAGUCAUUAGUUGUCCUUUAUCAUUGUAACACAGAUCUGUAUUUAUCACUUAUUUAUUUGUCAGUUUUUACAUUCAUAAGAAAUACUCUAAAUUUCAGCUAAAAUGGUAUUUUUAUUUGCCUGAUUUUCUCUCUUUAAAAUGGGAGUUCAUUGUUUUGUAAACUAUUUCUUAGUAGUCGUUUUUUUUCUUUCCAAAUGGACCAAUCACCACUAAUGGGUCUAUGGAUCCUUUUGCUGUAUUCUUAUAAUAAAUGUAAGAUAUUUGUAGCAAACUGCA
Messenger RNA from Sarcophilus harrisii (Tasmanian devil), 12835 nucleotides. It is a transcript of the gene FER, whose product is annotated as FER tyrosine kinase. The record is from RefSeq and is a predicted model, not a curated record. The coding region runs from base 585 to 3107 and encodes 840 amino acids. The transcript has 22 exons. Gene Ontology annotation, biological process: regulation of actin filament polymerization; chemotaxis; regulation of mast cell degranulation. Gene Ontology annotation, molecular function: non-membrane spanning protein tyrosine kinase activity; ATP binding. NCBI's taxonomy places the organism in Eukaryota, Metazoa, Chordata, Mammalia, Dasyuromorphia, Dasyuridae.